Messenger RNA from Gadus morhua (Atlantic cod), 2269 nucleotides. RefSeq lists its product as uncharacterized. The record is from RefSeq and is a predicted model, not a curated record. NCBI's taxonomy places the organism in Eukaryota, Metazoa, Chordata, Actinopteri, Gadiformes, Gadidae. Bases 138 to 1916 code for a protein of 592 amino acids. The transcript is spliced from 15 exons.
ACAUGGUUAUAAUUACAUAAAUACAUCUCUGUACAGGGUGGGGUUUUCAACAUGCAGCCUUUAUUGAUGUAUAUUUGUAAAGGGAAAUCUUGUACCUAUUUUGAAACAUUCUAUUUUUCUUAUUGUGAAAUCAUUAGAUGCCUCGUGCCUCGCGCGCUUCGUCUGUAGCCAAGAUGAGGAGGAGGACGGUUCUUCCGAUGGCAACGACUCUGGCUAGAGGCUUCCUCCCUGUAUAUGGCACUGGAGCACGUCACCGUGUCAAGCCUUGGCCUGUCUCUGCCCACACUGGGAAGUUCAACCGAUUGGAUCUCCCUCCUGAUUCUCCAGAUAAGCAGUUUGUGCUGUUUGUGGGCGACUCGCAUCUGCGUGCGUUGGUUGACCGUUACGUGAGGAUGCCAGACGGUUGCCUUUCGUUUGGGUUCCUGUCUACGCCUGGGGCGUCUGCCGCUGAGCUCCGCACUGAGUUGCUGAACGCAGACAUCCCCAGAACCCCCGACAUCGUUUGCUUGCUGGCUCCAAGCAACAACCUCACGGCGACGCCCGGCAUCAAAGCGGCUGGAGUUGCCUUCGAUGGACUUCUGAGAGCUGCCCGCAGUCGAUGGCCUAAGGUGUUUGUGCUCGAUUUCCCUCCCCGGCUGGCGAGUGAAUUGGCACCGCAACAAUUCCUUCGAGAGGAGUUUCGUCGCGUUGCAGCAAAGAACGAUGUAAAGUACUGCGUCACAGCUGACCGCUUUCCGCUGGACUCACGUGCCUUGUGGAGUCGUGAUGGGAUCCACCUGAGUGACGAUCUGGGGAUGCCGCUUCUCGCGAAGCUUCUGUGGCACUUCUCCUUUCAGCAGCUACAGUCACCUCUGCCUGUUUCACCUCCGCCUGUGUCUCCUCCCAAGUCACCCCCGACUGUGAGACCCUUUGCUACCACCGUGGUUGUGAAGGGAGAGGUUUCACGUCCACGUCCCCUUGACCCCUUCAAGGAAACUGUCGUCGGACGUCGCGGAAAGCGCAGCCAACCUGAGUCCUGGGAUGCGCCUGAGGAUUGGGAUCAGUCUUCCGUGCGGAUCCUUCCUCAUGAGGUUUGUGUGCCUCCUCUGGUCCUGAGGGAGUGCUUUGUCGUGCUAAACCCUAUCCGGUUUAGCACUGACAAGUUGGCUGCAAUGGAUCGCAUUGUUCCAUCCAACCUUGAUGUCCCCAUGGGGAAUCGCUCAAAGAAACGGAAGGUGGCACAUGGAACCACGGCUGUGGUCUCCAAAGGAAAGAAGGCCCGCCUUGAGGCACUUCAAACUCCAGCAAGGAUUGCUAAACCUUCGAAGCUGGUACCUCCCCCUCGACCUGUGCCAGAAGCUGCUGUGCCAGCCACUCUGGAGGGCGUACCUCCUCCUCGACCUGUUCCAGAAGCUGCUGUGCCAGCCACUCUGGAGGGCAGCGUCUUUGUGCCUUCGAGCAAGUUUGCUCAACCGGAGGGGGAUGACAAGACUCUGUGUGUUGAUGAGUGGCCGUUUCUUCAAACAGACUUUUGUGAGAAGGUGAACCAGCCAACUGCUCGGGUUGUCUCUGGACAGAGAAAACAAGAGGAGCCAACACCUUGGGGUCCAAAAGUUGUGAUGGCCCAGGCUGAUAAACCAACAGCCAAUGAGACCAGCUUCUUGGGGUGUUCAACCAAGAUGACACACAUUGAGGACCACGAGCCGUUUGAACCAGCACCUGAGGUCACUGCGAGCAGUCAGCAGCAGAGCCCGCCUGAGGACAAUGGCCAGCUUGAAGAUCCUCAUGUAACACUUGGCAAUCAGAAGGCACCCUGUGAUUUUGCACCUGCCGGAGCUGCUACAUCAAGUCAUGUGACUCAUGUGAAAAAGAACAUUCAUCAUAUUCUAAAACUAGGCAAUGGCUUAGUGUGUGUACACAUCUAUGCUAGAAAAUAAAGAAAUCAGUUCAGCCAAAACCAGUGGGCAUAUUUUCAUUUCCGAGUUACCCAGACACUGCAAAUUAAACAAUAAAUUAUUUAGUUUGGAAUAUUUUGAUACACUCGCUGGAAGUCUUGAUCAAAAGGAUGAUUAUGACGCUUCUUUGCAAAACAUAGCCAUGCCUUUAGAAGAGGCUAUUCAGAAGACACUGCUGCAGACAGACACAUGCUUGCUCAACAUCCAAGGAAGUGUGUGUGCCGUUUUCAAGGUCGAAACUGCUUUUGCAGUUUUCGAUCCUCAUUCUCGUAGUACUUGGGGUUCGGUUGCACCGGAUGGAACCAGCAUAGUAGCGCACUAUGCUACUGUGUAUG